UCUGGCCUGCAAAUGACCCGGUGGAGGGACUGGUGAGGUGGGGGCCAUGGUUCCUCUGUACAAGGACAAUGAGGAGGACAUCUGUCCCAUCUGCCUGGAUCCCGUGAAGGAGGCUGUGAAGACAGACUGCGGCCACCUCUUCUGCCGAAUGUGCCUGACCCAGUACAUGGAUAAGGUCUCAGUCUCUGGGGUCCUCAGCUGCCCAGUCUGCAGGAAGCCCUACUCUGAGGGGGUCCUCGGGGACGGUUAUAUCUGCAUCAGCCACCGGAAGAGGGUGUGCAUGUUCUGUGAGGCGAGCAGACAUCUCCUGUGUGUGGAAUGCCUCAAGUCCCCCGAACACCAGUCUCAUGCUGAGCUCUCCAUUGAAAAUGCCAUCAGCCACUACAAGGUAAGGCUUAAUAAGAGGAAGUGUAGAAAAAUAAAUAAGAAUAUUUGCUCAUGUAAGGAAAACAGUGAGUGUCUGCUGCACAUACGUAAGAGAACUGAUGACAAACAAAACCAGCUACACGAUGCCAGUGACUUACUGGACAGGAGUGCGCCCCAGAAACUAGAAGGACUCCUCUCUCAUCUUCCUCCAGCUGGUCCAAACCUCAGUUAGUGCUCCUGGUGUGUUCUCUCCUGAUGCCUUAGCCUCUGACGCUCGGACACAGUCUCCUUCCUAAGCCAGGCUUGAGCUGUGGCUCCUUGUGGCCAGGCAUUUCAGAUCUCCAGCACGUCCAGGGCCAUUUGUGCAGCCUCCAUGUUACCUGUGAACUGCUGGAGCACCUGCUGCCCUUGGUCUCCUGUGAGCAUCCAAGCGUCCGGACGGCACGGGUCAUCAGAGUGAGGCCACCUCAGCGUACAGAGGUUGACAGGUUUAUUGGAGUGAUAUUUCUUCUGACUGGAUAGAACCUCCUGUCUGUACUGUCUGCAUAGUUUGCUCAUUACGACUGCUGCAAACAGUCGCAAGGGUGAUGUCUAUAGUCCUCACCCUCAUGGUCCUGUACACGUGUAACUUUGUCCCGCGUGUGAGUGGCGUCUGUGACUUGCUUCUCAUCAAAGGAAUACAGCAGAGGUGACAAAAGUACUGGAGUGACCAUAUCUCCUUCCCCUGGACUCUUGCCAACUGAUGCAUUCUAGAGACUCUUUGAGAGUUAGUGGCCCUGAGGGGAAAGACAUGUGGGCAGCUCCUAGGUUCCCAGAACAGCCUAAUAGUCCAGCUGACAGGAA
Molecule: messenger RNA, 1209 nt
Organism: Alexandromys fortis (reed vole)
Lineage: Eukaryota; Metazoa; Chordata; Mammalia; Rodentia; Cricetidae
Product: E3 ubiquitin ligase TRIM40-like
Exons: 4
Coding region: 47-598 (183 amino acids)
Biological process (GO): protein ubiquitination
Cellular component (GO): nuclear body
Molecular function (GO): zinc ion binding; ubiquitin protein ligase activity
Source: RefSeq, a predicted model, not a curated record